Messenger RNA from Stylophora pistillata, 4331 nucleotides. RefSeq names its product cytosolic phospholipase A2. Lineage: Eukaryota; Metazoa; Cnidaria; Anthozoa; Scleractinia; Pocilloporidae. The record is from RefSeq and is a predicted model, not a curated record. Gene Ontology annotation, molecular function: calcium-dependent phospholipid binding; calcium ion binding. Gene Ontology annotation, biological process: glycerophospholipid catabolic process. Gene Ontology annotation, cellular component: cytosol.
AUUAAAUGCUAAUCAAAAUUGCACCAUCACUGAUUUGUUAAUAUUACGGUCUAUUUUUUGCGGAUAAUUGUGUAGGUACUGGUAUUAAAUCGAAGCUGGCGUUCAUUAUGGUGCUCUUUCUUAUUCUUUGCACAUUUACGAUAGAGGUGUUUUCCUUAGAGAGCUAUGGUCGAUGAAGUAUUUCAGUUUUUGUGUAUUCUCAUGGUACUGUAAUGUUGGCUAAUUCAUUCGCUAAAGGUAUUAUGUGAGUUUAAUGUAUUCACUUCCUGGGGCCUUGGAGAUAAAGUUAUUUAAAAUGAAAGUUUUGGAAACGUCAUGUCAGGAAAUACCCUUAAAGGAUGUUAUGUACUUUGUCAAUUACGAUCUUCUGAUGAAAGAAUAAUGAAAAUUUGAUUGUUAUCUCCUUGCUCGCCUUUUGAAGCUGAUUAAAUCUUAUCGCCCACCCUUUGUUUUUGUGAAGCUGAAAUAAAAAAGAUUUGACUGUAGCCGGCGAGGACAGUUCGUGCUAAGGAAGCUUUUUAACACGUGCUUUUCCUCCAGCAUUUUCCUGUCGCAGUUUAAGGACAAAGGUAUCAUUUAUUGCAAUCUUUCAGUGCGGCUGAUGGUAGCUGUAGUACCUUCCGCUCACGUGAUUAAGUAACGUUAUGUCAGAGAUGUUUUUCUUUCCUGUGCGUGUGGUUCAAUACCAGAGGAAUUUAUCAAUAGGACUCAGUAUUGCACACAAAUAAUUGUCCUGGCGCUAUGCUGUUCUUUUAAUAUCAAUUAAGCAAAAGUUUGUUGAGUAUAGUUCAAGUGCUUACACUGAAAAUUCGAAAUGAAACUAGAGAUUCAGAACAGACGAUUGCAUUGGCAUCGCUCUGAUUUCAAAGGUCACUGAUUGUUUGUGCUGUUUUUCAUUUCAAAAUCCCGCGAACUACUUCCGAAAACAGAGACACAGACGCUAAACCGUUCGAUAUCCUUUUUUUAUCUCAAGAAUGUUGAAGAUAUUGGCUUGAGAAAAUUUGCGCGUGAUCGAGCAAUUUGCAUUGAAAUUCAGGGGUCAACUGAGGGUACAAGCUGUGAAGUGGAAAGUUUAAGACCACCGAGUCAAUGGAAUAUCUUCAAUUAACCAGUUUCCCUCGCAACAAGCUACGAACCAACACUUUUGACAGUUGUUUUACUUCAAUUUCGUCAAUGGCUUUCCGCUUUGGCUGACAAAACUCAAGAUAGGCAGGCUUGUGUGACCAAAGCCCGGCAAUCUAGAGCCAGUUAAUCACGCAUAAUGAGUUUGAGGUCAUUGUUUAAAAGUACGUGAUCUCUGCCAAUUGACGUCAAAGAGAUAAUUAUUAAAAUACUUCGCGCCCAGAGCGUAUAUAAAGGAAAGUUCAGCUCUUCAAAGUUCACAAUCGACGCAUCCAUAGGUUAAAAAAUCACUUCGGUACACUGGUUUGAGCUACAAUAGUGCGAAGUGUAAAAAAAUGAUUCUCAAGAAUGAAACACAGGGAAAUAAAGUGCAAGAAACAGCAGCGUUAGUUCAAAGUUUGCAGGCCUCUCCAAGAUCCUGCAUAGCAGUUAAGAUUGAUGUUUUAAGAGCCAGAAACGUUACUCAAGGAUGGUAUGACUGGAUCGAUACACCGGAUCCAUAUUUGAGGAUGAGAAUCCCUUCAUCAGCUGAAAUUGUCAAAAGAACAAAAUGUGUUUCAAAUAACAAGAACCCUGAGUGGAAAGAGGAACCAUUUGUCUUUCAUAUUGAUCCUGAAGAAAACAAUGUGCUAGAGCUGACCUUAUGGGAUGAAGACUUCAACGCUGAUGAUCAAAUUGGUAUUGCAGUCUGCUUGCCACUUGAUAAUUUACAACUGGGCAAACUGGAGCACAGAACUCUUAAAUUUGGAGAGUAUUCUGAAGUGGACAUUACCCUGGAGGCAUCCACAGUAUCUGGGGAGUACGCUGACCUUCGUUACAGUUCAGAACUUUGCGAUGAAGAGAAAGAAUUUAGAGAGAAGAGAAAAGCUAUCGUGUUUGACGCCAUGAAAAGGUUGUUGGGAGAACAAGCGCCACAAAACAUGGAUGAGGUUCCCACAAUAGCCGUGCUUGGCUCAGGGGGUGGUUACCGAGCUACUACAGGCUUCAGCGCGGCCUGUCGUGCCUUGGAUGAGAUGGAUCUGAUGGAUUGCAUGACUUAUUUAACCGGUUUAUCAGGUUCUGCUUGGGGUUUGUCUUUGUUAUACUCUCAGACCGCGGGAGAGAAAAUUGACUCCAUGGAGACCCAGAAGAAUAUCAGAGAACAUCUACAGUGGGGACCCAUGUGGUUACUUACCCCCAGGAGGGUGAUGCAGUACGUCAAAGAUAUCACAGAAAAAUGGAAGAAAGGACAGCCUGUUAGUCUGACAGAUUUUUAUGGCCAUUGUGUCGGAGAAAGCCUUUUAGGACCCAAAAAGAACUCAGUAAAACUAAGUGAUCAAAAGGAGAAGGUUGCAAAUGGAGCAGUUCCCAUGCCAAUAUACACCGCGCUUAAUUCCAAAAGAGACGUAUCAGCACAGUCAUAUGCAGAAUGGGUAGAGUUUACUCCUUACGAGAUUGGAAUGGACAAGUAUGGCACCUUUAUGAAGACCGAACUUUUUGGAAGUAAAUUCUUUUGUGGGAAACUCGUUGAGAAGUUCCCUGAAUCUCCACUUUAUUAUCUGCAAGGAAUCUGGGGAAGUUUUUAUGCAAUCCUGCUGCAGAGAGUUCUGAACCAAAAAAAGCAGAUAAACACGGAACAGGAUGACGAGAAACAACUCUUAGAGCAACAAUUUCUGUCCGAAAAGAGCAACAAAAACGACUCUGAUGAUGAUGAUGAUGUUGAUGAUGUCGACGAAGGCGUUGGUGACGUCGGCGAAAAAAAAAACCAAAAAGAUGUUGGAAUUUCUCUCAUGGCCAAACUACAAAAAGACGUUGAAGCGGACGAAGAACUCCACAAGUUAGAUAGCAAAGCGACAAAAAACCAAAAAACAGAGAAGAAAGAGUUCCGUAGAAAAGUCAUAGACUAUGUACUUGAAAAGUUACCAGGUCUCCAAACUCGGUCAAAAAGAGCAGGGCUGGUCCACAACUUCCUACGAGGCCUGGGACUUGAUGGAGCUAAAGAGUAUGCAGACGGAGCAGCACCACAAUGUCCCUUCGAAAGAGACAACAUCAAGAGGAAACGAAUGGAACUCAUCGAUGCAGGACUGAUGUUUAAUUCGCCUUAUCCGCCCCUUCUGAGGAAACAGAGGUCCGUUGAUCUUAUUCUGUCAUUUGAUUUCAGCGCCAGAGAGUCUGACGAGGAAAGGCCAUUUAAGAACAUCAAAUUAGCAGAAGACUGGGCCAAACGAAACGGACUUCUUUUCCCGCCAAUUGACGCAGACGAACAGUUUGACAGAGACGGAUGGAAGGAAUGUUACGUGUUUAAAGAUCCUACAAACCCCAAGUGUCCAAUAGUACUUCACUUUGUUCUUGUCAACAAGACAUACAGAGAUUUUGUACGGCCAGGAGUGCCUCGAACUACUAAACAGGAACAGAAGGCUGGUGAUUUUCCAGUAUUCAAUGAUCCCGACAAACGGUUCAGUACAUUUAACUUGAAGUAUACGCACGACAUCUUUGAUCGGCUCAGUGGCUUAGUAGAGUUUAACACAGCGAUCAACGAACAGCUUAUCAAAGAUACCAUGGUGGAAUGUGUACAAAGAAAAAGAACACUCAUCCAAGGAGAUGCCCAAGACUAAUUGCAUCCGAGAUGUCUUGAGUGCCGUGAAAAUUCCUGGAUAACCAUGAUGAAAUGAAGCGAAAUGGGAAUUACGUACCAGAAUAUUUUCUGCGUCAUCUUUCGUUACUUAAUCCCUGCAUUGUUCGUAAAUAGUGGUGUCCCAUAGUGUAGAGUUUAACUGAGUGCAAAGAUUGCAGUCGGAGGAAGUCAUACUUAGAAGUUAAGUUAAUCUGCAAUGCUUGCAGAUCCUAUGUGGAAAAUAAGGAAUAAGGAAACAAAUUGAAAAUGUGUGAUAACAUCUACUUUUUUUUUGAUAAAGUGCAUUUUCAUAUAUUUGCUUUUUACAUUUUUUUUUAAGUUUGCAACUAUGAAAUUAUGUUUAGAGUACGAAACACCAUCGAAAACGUCUAAAAAUUAUUUUCAAAAUGGACAGAUCCAUUUCCUCUGGUCGUAUACCAAUAUGACUUUUAAAUGUAAGGUUUUUAUUGAUAUGUACAAUAAGACAGAUUUAAUAUAUGUAUAAUUAUUGCAGAGAAACUUAUUUGAAAUAUGAUCCAUCGUAUAUUUAUUUUAAAUGUAUUAUCUAUUUGAAGAAGCGCAUAGCGAAUGUAAAUAAAAGACUUUAAACUGUGAA